AACAGGAAACGGAAGUGCGGAAAACAAACAACGCCGGAUAUGUAACAACGCGGAAUUUAAAAUGUGCAUUUGAACAAUAACUAAUUGAUGAGAAUUUCUGAAUAUCGAGAAAACGACAAAUCCGAGGACGGCGACGACUUCACAUAUUAUGAUAUUGUUGACACGAUUCGCCUUUUUUGGGAGAUACUCCUAAAUUUUCUCUGUCUUGUCCGGAACGCCAUAUUGUUCGUAGUAACAUUCUAUGGAAAGACACUUUCUAAAUCAACAACAUGUGUUAAAUGUUUCCAAGGAAUUCAAGAAAGGAAGUCACCGACAAAGAUGUCUACAACGUCUACAGUAAGAAGAUUCAACUCUUUGACAAAAAGUUAUAGUUCUAGUGAGCCUGUACGGAAUCUGCAUAAGAUAGGCACAAAAAGUGCGGACGCUAAUGAUGUAUUCUAUACCCAGUUGAAAGAUUUGAAGCUUUUGGAUUCGAAUAUCAGUAAUAAUGAUGUAGAUUCAACAAUAAAUAGCCAAGCGUUUACUGAACGGCGCUGGGACAGAACAGCGCCAAAUGAAUCAACCCUAGACAUUAACAACAAGCAAAAAGAUGAGAUCGAGCCAUAUAAAGUAGCUCAAUACAGGGAGGCAAUUUUAAAGUACAGUCGAAUUUCUUUCUCUGAUUUUACAUCUCUUUUUAAUAAGUUUGUGAGAGAAAAUGGACGCGAUUUUUCAAAAGCCGAUCUUCUACAUUGGUUGAGUAGAUUUACCAAGUUCAUCUAUUUGAAAAAGGAGAUUAACGGUGAACCGAGGGAAGUAAGAGAACAGCUGUCAUUCCGGGCGAUUCAGAGUAAGAGAGAUUCUCUCGCUGAAAGGCUCUACACCCUCCGAGAGGAAAAUGAAAUGAACCUAUCCCUCGAGGAAUUCUGCGAAAAUUUGAGGAACUGCCAUAUAAACCCAAUUAAAAAGUUACUCAGCGUAAUCAAAGGUGGAGCCGGCGACAUGAUUCAACAAGAGAAAAACUUUAAAGAGAAUAUUUUUAUGAAGACUAAACUCGAAGAAGGAAUAAAUUCUUACCAAACUGAAAGAAAUUAUCAAACUCGCACAGAAACGCUUGAUCUUGAGAAAGAAAAGAUAUCCCAAAGAGAAACCGGAAACGUCCCUUUUCAGCAGAAUACAUCAAACAAUCGAAGAAAGAAAACUCCAAAGUUUCAAAAGCCGCAGAAAGAAGCUGAAAGAAAAAAAUGUCCUGAUUUGAUUGAUUUUGAAAACAUGUAUCAAAAUUCUAAAUUACAAAUGCAGAAAAUUGACAAUCAGCACCCUGCACCGAAUAGGGACCCGGAGUCGUGCAUAAGUACUUCUAUUUAUAGCACAGUGAACGGUUACGUAAUAGUGUCACAGCACUUGGAAACAAGUGUUACUAAAAAGCUAGAAAACGCUCCUGUAUUUCAACAAUGCCGCUCAAUCAGUUUUUAUGUUGACUAUUUAAAUGAAACAGAUCCACUUCCGGAAGGAGUUGAAAUCAAACCACUGCCACCUGGUGGACUAGAGGAAGUCCUUAAAACCGGCCCACCUAUGACCGAUAAUGAAUAUGCCGAGCUUGAAAAACUCCGUCUUUUAUACGAAAAAGAAAGUCCUCAAGAACAGUGUACAGCUAUGGAAACCUUAACAACUACAACUGCUCAAGAAUUUGAAAAUAGCAUGUUUAAGGGGGAUCCAAAAGUUUUAGCAAAAGAAUUAAAUGAUGCAAUGGCCAGAGAAAAACUAAACAUAUUUAAAGCUAUUCCAAAUUACACUCUACCAGACAACGAAACAAAAACUGAAGAAGAACCAGGUCAUAAAAUGCGAAGAUUUAUACCAGUAAGGCGACGACUGCAGACGCAAUCAGCAGAAAAAGAAGUAGCCACAACAGAGACUCAACCAAAAGAAACUUCACCUAAUCAGAUUAAAGAGAUUACGUCAAAGAAAACCAAAAAUACAAACGAUGUUAACGUUCACAAACAAGACAAAAAACAAAACGACACUACAAUUCAAGACACAAUAUUAACAAAGACACCGUAUGAAGACGAGGAGCAAAAUGACACCACAAUUCAAAAUAGGUCACCAAAAGAUAUCAAAUUAAACGAAGCUGAAGCAAAUAUAACCAAAAUUCAACAAACGGAACAAAAAUGCAUGUAUAAUCAAUACACAGACCAAAAUAUUAACAACAUGUGCACUCGAAAAACACAAGAACAGCAAUUAUUUGAAAAACUACCGCCCCUAAAUUUUAUUGACACUGACAAAACUGAAAACGAGGCUACCGAAUCGACACAGGAACCUGCAUUCUUGGAGACGAGUGCAACCGUAGAUUACAGUCGUCACGUUGUUGAACCAAGCCAUGGUGACCGUCCAAAUAAAAAGAAGUUACAAAGUAGAAUAAAAGAAAAGAUAAAAACAAAAGGGGAAGCAAAUAAACAUUUGAAAGUAAAGAAAGAAAAACCUGCAUACUAUUACGAAGAAUUCGAAGAAGAUCUUGAUUUAUCAGUUGAAGACGGUAAAGAUAAUGAAUUGGAGGAUUCGGUUACAGAACAAAAUGAAGAGCUUAAUACGUCAUCAACUGUCGUCUGCGCUACAGAUCAACCACAGAUUCUAGACAACAGAGAGUACAUGAUGGUACCCGAAGAAAUAAUCCGAAUAACCGAUCCAAGACUUAAAGACAUCGAAGACAAAUAUUCCCUAGCUUCUCCUCCCGAUAAGAAAGAUAAGAAGAAAAGAAAAGACAAGAAAGGAAAAGCUCCGAAGAGCAUACCCAUUUCAUUUGUUUCUGAUUUUCUCAAUUGAUAACAAAAUAAGUAUGUAAAAUAAAUUUGUAAUAUCGCUA
Ruditapes philippinarum (Manila clam) is the source of this 2839-nucleotide messenger RNA. RefSeq lists its product as uncharacterized. The record is from RefSeq and is a predicted model, not a curated record. NCBI's taxonomy places the organism in Eukaryota, Metazoa, Mollusca, Bivalvia, Venerida, Veneridae. The coding region runs from base 88 to 2799 and encodes 903 amino acids. The transcript is spliced from 3 exons.